This is a messenger RNA of Salvia hispanica, 532 nucleotides long. RefSeq lists its product as uncharacterized. The record is from RefSeq and is a predicted model, not a curated record. Lineage: Eukaryota; Viridiplantae; Streptophyta; Magnoliopsida; Lamiales; Lamiaceae.
CCUAAUCUAAAUUAAAUUACCUAGAAAUAUUGAUGUAAAAAAGAAAAUUUCCUGUGCUGAUCAGAUUGGAGUUUUGGGCGUGAAGAAAGUGAUUGAUAAUCAUUGAAGAUGGCCGGCAAAGUGGAGGAGAAGAAAUUAGAAGAAUGCACUGUUUCAAAUGCUUUGGGGACAUGGAUUUUCUCAGUGGCGGGUGCUCUGAUUGCGAUCCCAGUUGGAAUCAAACGGAAAUCUCUGGCACCCCUCGUGUUCUUUGGCACGACAGGUACCAUGCUCGACAUAAUCAUGGGGAUUGAUGCUUGCGAGAGGGAACACGCAGAGCGCCAGAUGAAGCUCUUGGAAGCGCAGAAUGCUGCAGCAGUCGAUUCUACUGCUGAAUCUUGAUGCACCUCCUCCUCGGCCUACUCUCUACUGUCUGUUACAAGCUGGUUUUCUCUCUAUUGUUGGCCUAACUUCUCUGUUAUCUUAGGGAGCUGAGACUGUUUUAUGUGCAGAAACUGAAUUAGCUUGAUACAUCAUUUUCUCAUGGUCAUCA